AUGUUUGAAGGAUGGGCAUCGGAGUUUUUGGCGGCGUCCCUUGGACGCUUCGUGGACGUGCAGAGGGAUAAGCUGCGCAUUAGCCUCUGGAGCGGGUCCGGCGUUCUGGAGAACGUUCGGCUGCGGCCAGAGGCAUUCGACUAUCUCAACCUGCCGUUCGCCAUCCACGAAGGCGUUGUGGGCCGCCUUCGCAUUAAGACUUGCGACUUGACCCGCAUGUCCGGAAUGUCCGCAACCCAGAUACCCUGGGGCAACUGGCUCACCGGGUCGCUGGUCGCGGAGCUGAGCGAUGUCGUUCUGUGCGCCACUGAGCGGAGUGACAGUGAGUGGGAGGAGGCGGCAGUGCUCCGCCGAGAACAGGCCGCUAAGCAGGCCGACCUGGCGGCGGCUGAGCUCGCCAAGUUAUCUCGCAGGAUGGUGGUGCAACAACAACAGCAGAACCAACAGCAGCAGCAGCAGCAGCAGCAACCUCCGCACAGCCAGUCGCAGGGUGGGUUGACCUCAGCUGUGGGUGUCAGGGGCGCAGGAAGCGCCAGUCAGAGGCGCUCCCAAGGGGGGGGAUCGUGCUUCGGAGCAGCGCCGGAGGGCACUGCUGCGCUGACCUCGGGAGCGCCAUGGCUCCCCACCGCCCCACCGUUGCACAACGGUGUUUCGUUUUCAGCAGGGCUAGCCCUGGACAGCCUGAGCACGGUUCCCGAGCCCAAGGCCCCCAAGUCGGUCCUGGCGCGGCUAUACGGCGCGGCACUUGGCCGGCAUUCGCACGCCAAGCUAGCUCGACAUGUAGCGGUUCGCGGCCUGGGGGUCUACUGGCACCCUCCGCUCCCGGACGAGGCGCAGACCGCCGCUGGUGCUGUCGCUGGCCCGCCACCGCUACCGCGACCGCCCCCUCACAGCGACGAUUACCUUAUCACCCCGAUGGACGUCGUGCUACGGUUAACUGCCACUGCGGUGGCCACCUCUGGCCAAGGGGCCCACAUGCAGCAUGCACAUCACCAGCAGCACACGCAAGGGCCCAGCGGCAGUCAGGCUGGGGGGGUGGCGGCGGGGUCAGGGGCUGGGGAUGGCGCCAUGGCAGCGGCGGCGGCGGCGGGGGCGGCAGCAGCAGCAGCAGCAGCGGAGUUCAGGCAGGGAAGCUCUGGCAGCGGCGUUCGAGGAGCUGCAGGUUCGGGAGGGCUGCAGCCUCCAACGCACAGGCUGUCCAUCAGCAUUCAUCAACAUCAUUACCACAACCUUUCGCAGCAGCAGCAGCAGCAGGUGCUUUCAAAUGCCGCUGCGGCACCGAUUCCGCCCGGCGCGGUAGCAGUAGCAGCUGCUGCAGCUGCGGGUGCGGGGACACACGUGGAAAUAGUUGCAGGUACGGACGCCGUACAGAUCCAGAUUAGGCCGGAGCAGCUCCAGAGCAUGGCGCAGCUCGCCGACGACUUGGCGGUCUGGACGAAGCGUAACCGGUACGGCAGGUUCCGGCCACAAGGGUGGCGUACGGCAGCAGCUCAGGCGAAGCGCGUCUGCGUGAAGGAGGCUGCAGCACCUGCGGCGGCAGCGGCUACGCGGACUGGAGCCGGCGGCGCGGCGGGUUCCGGAGCAGCGGCAAGCCAUGCACAUCAGAUCCAGCGCAGCUCUUCGGAUCCAGGCAGGAUCCAGACCCUGUCUCGCAUUGUCCUGCAGUCCGUACAGGAAGAGGAUGAAGUGCAGGCUGCUGCCAGGUGCGUGUUACACCUGCAGUCGGAUGGCGCGCCUACCGCGACCGGUAGCGACGGCGCUGACGGCGGCGCUCACUUGACGUCACCGCUGACCUACGCCGCCUCCACUCUCCUCUGCGAGUCAGACGCGGACGCCAUGACGGCGCCGUCGGCUGGAGAGGCAAGGGCCCUGGCGAAUGAGACGGAAAGCGGCGGCGGCGGCGGCGGUGGCGAUGCUGCCGCUGUCGAAGGGGCUCACGGGUCGAAAGGCCGGCGGUCACCCGGGGCCCAGAACGGGGUCGGCCGCCCCGGUGGGGGAAAUGCUCUGUUGCCGCUGUCUCCACGUUCUCCCGGCACGUUAACACCCGCGGUCAGUCCGGGCGCAUCUCGCUGUGGCGCGGGGCCACAGCCGUCCGGGGUGGGCCGUGAGCGCGUGUCGGAAGCAUCUGCAAGCGGGUCCCUGAAUGCACCAGCUAGCCCAACUGGCACCGGCACCGGCACCAGCACCAGCACCCCGUUAGUGCGGUGGUCGCAGCUCACGGAAUGGACGCUGGAGGAGGAGCAGGAGCGUGAGCGUGCCGCCGCCGCUGCCGCGGCGGGGGCUGCCGCUGUCGCCUCCGGCAGCGCCGGCGGCACUUCCGAAGCAGUGGCGGCGGCCAGCGGGCAGCAGCAUCCUGACGCCGCGCCCGCGCAGCACCGGAGCUGGCUGGCGUGGGGACUGUCGGGAGUGUCGGGGUUCUUCACGUACGGCAGCAGUGGCGGCGCUGGCGCCGGCGCCAAGGCAUCGACGGCGGUGCCGCAAGCCUCGUUUACCGACGCGGAGCUGGCGGAGCUGUAUCGACUACUCCAGGGAACUUCCUUGCCGACGGCGGAGGCCUCCCAGACUCAAGCAUCGGCAGGGCGACAUCACCAUCAUCACCAUCACCACCAUCAUCACCAUCAUCACCAACACGCGCAACAGCAUUUCCAGGCCCAGCUGCAGCAUCAAGGUGCCGGAGUACCCGGCGGCGGCACCACUGGCUCCUCCUCCUCCGCCGCCGCCGCCUCCUCUAUGCCGUUCUCCGUACAGUUUCGGGUACUGCAGUUAAAGCUGGACAUAAGGGGGCCUGGCCCGAUCCCUGCCCCCCACCACAACGACCGCGUUGGGGCCGGUGCUGGUGCCGGAGCAGAGCCAUGCAGCGCAGAGGGGUCGCCGCCGACACCAGGGUUUGGGAUAUCCUCCCCAACGUGUGUCCCUUCACCUGCGAGGACGCGGCGGGGGUCGUCGGGAACUCGACCCCCGGCAUCUAGCCCCACGCUGUUGAGCCUGACCUUGGGCUCAACUGUGCUCGCGCUGGAGUCCGAUGGCUCCGGAACCGCGGUUCAGGCGUCCAUUGGCACAGUGCAUGCCCAUGAUCUGUGCUCAGACCCGGGGGUCGCAGAAUGCAUCUUAGCGCAGGCCGAUGAUAUGGACACCGGCGGCGGUGCUGCUGCCGCCGCCGCCAGCGGCGGUGGCGGGGGUGGCGGCGCCGCCGCCGGCGGCCCUUCGGCCGCCCGCGAGGCAGGUCAGCGCCGCCGGCGGCGCGGCGCAGCCCACCGGUCUUGGGCAUCCUUUGGUCAGCUGCUCUCCGGUACGGGCAGCCGGUCCUCCGGGGUGCAUGCCUCCUUGAGCACGGACAGCUUGGACUCAGACGCAGGCCAUUGGGCCAUGGGUUACCAGUCGCAAGCCGCCGCCCCGGCGCCGCCGCCGCAGGGGGACGUGUGGUACGGCGGGCCGCCGGUUGUAUCCGUACACCAAGGCUUUGGUGGAGGAGGAGCUGGCCAGGUCGAUAUUCAUGUACGGCCGCUGCGACUGCAGUACCGCGCCCAGUGCCUGGCGUCGGUGGCCGCAGCCCUGGCGGUGGACUCGUGCUCCUUCCUGGAGCACCACGCCAUGACUGCCAUUGCUGGGUUCGAGUCGCGGGACGCGCGUGUGUUGGCCAUGCUGCAACACCUGGGCUGUACCGCGUCGUCGCAGAAGCUGCGGUUGCAUGUGGAAGGAUUCGAAGUGGUGAUGCCACUGGAGCAACCGUCGCCGGCCUUGUCCACCCGCGGCUCCGGCGUCACGUACGACACCUCCCGCAACGCACACACUCCUGCCGGAGGGCCGACAACGGCGGCGCCAGGUCAUCUUACCGUCGGACUGUACGACAUCGAGCUGGCGUCGAUCAACGGCAUGCCGCCGCCGCCGUCGCAGCCGCAAGCAGCGGAUCGUGCGGCAUCCAUACAAACAGGCCGCAUCACGGAGUGUACGGAGGGCCCAGCUGUCGACGGCAGCGCUGCCGGUGAACACCCCUCGGGGCUGGCGGCGGCAUCAGACGAGGCACUACCAGCCACGAACUCGGGAUUAGUACGGGGACCUUUAGAGCGCGAGGAGUUAGCAGAGGGGGCUUACGGCUCCGGAACCGUUCAAUACCUGCAGGAUCUGAUGCAGCGGAGGUUAAGUCCAUGCAGUACAACAGCCGACCUGUUGCGGCUAGCGGCGGAGGCUGCCGGCCGGGAGCCGGUACAUGAUUUCUCCACCUCAGACGCCGGCCCGGCGGAGGCCACCACCGCCGCCGGCGGCGCAGCGGACGUUGUUACUUCGGCGGCGGCGGCGGCGGCGGAGGGAGCUUACAGCCCCGUCGGUACGGCGGGCUCCCCGCGGCGGCACAGGCGUUCCAGCGGCACCCUUCCGCCGCGUCCAGAUCCUUGCUCUGUGGAGGAUCUUGCCCGGCUUUUCCUGUACGAACACGUGCGCUUUGCCGUACAUGCCCGUCACGCCGCUGAACCAUUAACCAGAGCUUCAAGCGAGCUGAAUGAGCAGCGGCAGACUAAGCGUUCGGUCGCCCGUUCGGAGACCAGGCCGCUGCUUUUGUUGCCCCCCGCGCUGCAGCUGGCCGGUUACUUGAGCCGCAGCCGGUUAGAGCAGGGGGUCGGGUCGCCUGCGUCUUUGCUGCAGCUGUCGCUCAGUGGUGCGUCCACUACAGUGAAGGCCUCGGAGGUGCUGGACCUGAAGCGCCUGGCCCACUGCCUGGACCACUCCCAUGCUGAGAACGCUGCCCCGCCACAGCCGCAGUGGCAGCCGCAGCGGCAGCCGGCGGCAGAGGCGGUUGCGUGCAGCCCGGCAACAGUGGCGGCGGAACAGCUCCAGGUUCCGGAGCCACCCGUGGCUACCAAGAACCAAGCCCAGGGCUGUAGCCCCGCAUUGGACGCUGCCUCGGGCCCCGCAGCCGCCGUAUCACCACCGCCGCCAGGGCCACUCGGCGCAAGAGCAGCCCUGCCAGGUGCAUCAGCGCAAGGCGGAAUAGGAGAAGAGGCGGCUGGAGAAGCAGGUACUUUGUCGUCAACCGCGAGCGUAGACUUCCCGCCUGGAGUAAUCACGGCGACCGUCAAUAACCAACAAAGCUGUGCGCCGCCCGCGGCGGCGGCGGCGGCUGGCGCUGGCGGCAGUCAAGGUCGGAAUCGGGACGGAAGCGGUCCCACGGGAUCGGAGUCCGUGCAGGUGUCGUACACUCGCAGCGCCCCGACGUCACCGCUGCCUGGCGCAGCCAGGCCGCUGCUGCUUCCCAGGAGUGCGACGACGGCGGCGGCGAUGUGCCUUGGCGGCGACGUAGAGGACUCCGUCGUUGUUCAGUACGGUCGCCGCCGGGGAAGCAUGGGCAGCGGGCUGAGCAACCUGGAGACCGCGCCCCGUCAGUGGGACAGCAUCAGGACACGGCCAUGCACACGGGCCCUCGCGGGUACCACCGACCCCGCUGCCGCCGGGCUGGAGGCACCCGGGAUGGAGCUUCAAGGUCGCGAGCAACCCUACUCGCAACGUGAGACUGUGGACCGGCAGGAAGGCGGCAUCCGCGGCUGUGCAAGCCCGCGGCUGCCACUCCUGCCGCGCACCACCUGUCUUUUGCUCUCCGUGGAGCCAUUUGAAGUGAAUUACGUGCAGGACGGGUGCGUGGGGUCUAACGACGGGGACGACGGGAGCACAGCCGCAGCGGCGGCGCUUGUCGUUCGUGUUGACAGCAUGAUGGAUCUCUGCGCAUCCUACAGCAGCGGCGGAGGCGGAGGCGGAGGAGGCGGCAGCACUAGGCCCGCCAUUGAGUCGACCGUAUCGCUGCAGCUCCGUGACUUAGAGGUUCACGUCGUACCGGCGACGGCGGCGGCGGCCGCUGGUGCGGGCGGUCGCGGCAACAACGACGCCGACAGGACGGGGGGCCUCAUUUGGUCCCUACCGCGCACUUUAUGGAUGGCCUCCCUUACCGCCAGUGCCGUGAAGACCUCUGGCGGAGCGCUGAGUGCAUGCGGCGCCAUUCGCGGAGUGCGGCUCCUAGGAUCUGCCGACCAGCCCGGCGACUUCUUGCUUUCCAACGGACCGGGCCCGGAUGACGCAACGGUUGCCGUCCGAUACUGGACGGCGGGCGCGGAGCCGCCGGCGGAGCCUGCUGACGCGGCUGCAGCAGCGGCGGCGCGAGUAGCUGCGGGCUGGUGGCAGCCGGCUGAGCACGUGUCAGUGGCUAAGGGGCUUGGGAAUUCACCACGUGGGCGCGUAAAAAGCUGGAAUGCGCAUGAGUCUGGCGUUGGAACUACCGAUGGUGAUGAUGGUGGUGGUGGUGGUGGUGGUGGUGAUGAUGGUGGUGGUGGUGGUGGUGGUGGUCGUGGUGAUGGUGAUGGUGAUGGUGAUGGUGAUGGUGAUGGUGAUGGUGAUGGUGAUGGUGAUGGUGAUGAUAGUGGUGGACGAGAUGGCGGUGCGGAUGUGCAGCGACAGACUGGAGGUUCAGAGCCGCCGGGUUUAGGCGGCGAGGUCAGAACGAUGGAGUUGGGAGGGAGAGGGGAUGACGGCGCUAUCGGCGGAGUGGAGGUGGUGGUAUCAGACGCGGCAGUAGGAAUGGGCCUGCUGAUGUCUCUGGCGUCGGCGUCAGGCCCGUCUGGAUCUGCCGCCGCCGCGGCGGCGGACGGCGUCAGCGAAGGGCACGCGAUCGGCGAAGCUGUGGCCGGCGGCGGUUGUGUCGCGGCGGUUGCGGAGGCUGAAGCCCCGUCAGCCGCAUCGCCGCCUCUCGCAAUGGCGGUGCAUAUCCGCAACUCUGCUGUGCUAGCCGUCUCGCCCUGCCGGACGCCCUUUGCCGCUGCCUCCGGCGGCGCGGGCGCGGGGAACCUCGCCUGCAACGCCCUCCUUAGCGUCGACAAAGUCAGCUACAGCCUGCAGCCGCUGCACGUCUCCCUCCCAGCGCCGCAAAAGCCCUCCUUAUCCAGCUGUAGCAGUGCCCAGUCUUCCGGUGGUGCUGCUGAGGCAGCGGCGGAGCAGAUCAGGGAGUCUGACAAUGCCGGCCGGCCGGCGGCAUCUAUCGCAGCCACUCACCGGGUGGCCGUGACGAGGCUGCUGGUGUACCUUGCCGAUAACCCCGACUCCGCCUACCUGUCGCCGGUGCUGCUACUGCCGGAGCUCUGCGCCUGCUACGGCCCCACGACUGCAGCCGGCGCCGACGGUGCUGCAUCCCUGGCCUCGAUGGCGAACUCAGCAGCCGGGCGCACGCGGGGUGAUUACUACGCUAUGGGGGGCAUCGCGGACCAUGGGGAGGUGGCGCGCGUGGUGGGGCUGGGCGUCAGCGGGGUUGCAGCGGCGGGGGUAGAUGGGCGGCCGCGGGUGACGGAGGCAGGCGUGGCUGCAUGGUUAUCCGUGGACUUGGGACGAGUUGAAGCGAAUUUUCAGCCACAGCAAUCGGGAGUUCUCUGCGCACUGAUGGGGGAGCUGGCGCCCAAAGAGGCGCAGCAAGGUCAGGAGCACGGUUUCAGUGAAGUGCCGACGGGUCAGUCGUCUCGAUCGCAGCAGCAGCAGCCGCGUGCGGCGGCGUCGCCAGAGCUUGGUACGGCGGCCGUCAGGCGAGAGUCACGACGAUCAGGAGCAGCGCCGUCGCCGCAGCGGCGGCCAGUGCAUGAGCCGGCAGCGUCGGUGGCGGCAGCGGUGGCGGCGGUGGAGCCGAGCAGGGUCCUUGCGGCGAGCCUGCCGUACAUGCUGGUUUCGGUCAAGCUUGGCUUCCUGACGGCGCUGCUGGGGAGUGAUACCUUGAGCGAGGAGGCCACGGUGCUGUAUUGGCGGGAUGUACGACUGUCGUACGAUCGUACGGAUGUUGACGUGGAGAGCAGCCUGGCAUGGCGCGAACUCACACUGAGCAGCGUGGGAUCGCGGUUACACCCAGCGCCUAGGAUGGUUAUGCAGGGAGUGGUCCGCGGCGGCGGCGGCGGCGACGACGAUGCCGCAGCGGUCGCGAGCUCCAAAAUUCAUGCCGGUUCACUUGCCAUUAUGCUGGAGCUGUCGUCAUAUGCGGAAUCAACGCUGCGCCGCACAGCGGCAGCGGCGGCAACAGCAGCAGCGGCGGCGGGGCCGGCGGCCUUCGACGCCGCAAAGGCCGACGCCCAGUUUUUCAGGUCUGCGGCGCCGCCGCUGGUCUCGCCCGCAUGGCCGCUGCCGUCCCGUGGCAGCGGGUUCGCCCCGGCGGCCGCCGUACCGCCGCGCUCUCUAACGGUGCCCCGGUCUCCUGCUGCCGCUGCCGCUGCUGCUGCACUGGUGCCGGGUUCAGCACUCGGUUCGUUUCCCCGCGGCGGCGGCGGCGGCCUGCAACAGCACACGGACAGCGGCGGUGGUGGCGGCGCAGACGCGGAUGCCGAGUUCUACUCGAUCGAGGGUGGCAGCAGCGUGCUUGACGAUUUGGAGGUGGAGGCGGAGGUGGAGAUGGAGGUGGAAGCGGAUACAGAGGAGGAGCUCCACCUUGACGGUUUGGAUGGCGACGUGCAUCAGCGCGAGGAGGAGCUGUGGCCCUGUCCCUGUGGGACUGGGACGGGUUCCGCUGCGGCAUCGGAUCCCGGCAGCGGCCGCCGCGGCACCGCCCUCCGCGCGCACCUCUCGUCAUGCAAGAGCAUCGUCCAGCUAAGCACUUUGCCAUCGGCGCAUGUUCCCUCAGAUCCCGUGGCUUGGUGCGAACCAGCGCAGCCGCAGCCGCAGCCGCCUGUUGGCGAGGACGGUGCCGGCCGUGCCGCCGAUGCUUGUUUCGGCGGCGGCGGCGCAGGGGCCUCGGCCGCCGCCGCCGCUGACACCACUAUCGCCUCGCCGUCUGGACCGGCUGUCGUUCUGUUGUCCGCCGGCGCGACGUGCCGUACAAACCCAGGGCCCCUAGCUUCUGCCUCCGCUGCCGCCGUCCCCGCUGCAACUGCAACUGUCGACGAUCCCGCAGGCGCGGCAUGGAGCCACGUGCCCGAUGCGGCCGCCUCACCGAUUUCCACGGUGCUCGUACGAAUUCAGCUGUCGAACUUCGUCCGUCACCGCGCUGCUCUGCAGCCCCCUGCAGUCCUGGCUGAAGGCCUCGGAAGCCCCAGGCGCCGCGGCAGUCCACAACACCAUGGUACACCUCCCGGAGGUGCUGUGGAGGCCGGGGUUGGACCGGAUGGCCGGCAGGACGCAUUCCCUAGCCCCGCCACUACUGGAUAUGGUGACGGCAACGCCGACGCCGACGACGACAAUGACGACAACGCGGCGUCGUACGGCGCCAAUCGAGGCCACGCUGGCGGCGGCGACGCACCUGCCGCGGGAUCAGGCCGGCUUCACUUUGACCUUGACGUCAGCGGGGUACAUGCGCUCGUGUCUUUAACUCAGUGGCAUCGGCUGCAAGACAGCCUGGCGGCAUGCGGGCAGCACUGGAGCACUUCCGCCGCGAACCAGCUGCGCGCACGGGCACGACAGCAGCAGCUGGUUGCACUGGAGCAGGGGCGGCGGGGGUCCGGACGGCUGGGAAGGCCUGGGUCCUCUGUUGGAGUCCGCUCAGCAGCUCCAGCGCGUGAUCUGCCGGGCUCCCGCCCAGUCAAUGCCACGAGUCAGGAACUCACGAGCGCUGCAGGCGGCGGCGCACGUUCUGUAGCCGGCCACGCAGCCGCGGCAGCAGCAGCCGCGGCAACAACUACAGCUGCGGCGGCGGCGGUGUCAUCCCGCGGCCUGGCGGCGGUUGUGACACGGGUUCCGGUAUUGGGCGCCAGCGGCGGCAGCCGAGAGGCCGCCGCCGAGUGCGACGGCAGCGGCGGUGGGGGCGGCGGAGCUGCCGCCAGUGCUGAUGGGGAUGGCAUGCUACGGCUUUUGCUCGACCUGCCGGUGACUGCCAGUGUGUCGGUGCAGGAUAUGUCAAUGGUAGCGUACUCGGCCCGGGAGUUGGCGUUUGGAGGCCGAGCAGGUAGGGUGGCUUGCCGGGGCCCCGAUGGGCAGGAUUCUGACGGCCCGCAGUCACGGGCCCCUCAGCUCUAUCCCGCAACGGCGACGGCAGCGAUGCAGCAGCAGCGUUGCGUGCGGCUGGAGCUGAUGAUGGGCGCGAGCUUGGAAGCAGCCGCUGGCGGUUGCAUGGACCGAUUGACGCUGGUCUUGCCGGAGGUUUCGGUGUCAACGGGGGCGCUGGUGCUGGAGCAUGACCCACGGGUCGGUACCUGGCACGAGGUCGUCGGGGCCUGGCGCCUGGCGCUGCUGGAGGGCUUGUCGUGCGCCGCGGUGCCGCACCUGCGCCGCGCUUCUUCGGGAAGCGCACCGGGGGCCGUUGACGAAGUACAGGGCGCGGGUUCGCUGCACAUUCAGACGGCUGUUGGCAAGGCUGGCGGAAAAGCGCUGGCCGCAACGAUCUCCGCAGUAAGUGCCGCGGCGACGGCGACGGCGACGGCGGUUCCCUCUAAUAAGCUCUGGGUCGGUGACAGCACCGAUGGCGACCCGCAUGCGGUGGCGGGUGGCCCCUUAAUGAACCCAGGCGGCGUAUCUCAGCCCGUGAAGCAUCUGUCUGUUGGGGCAGCGCCGCCAGCAGUACCGCCCAGGUUGUCGGCAGCGGCGGCGGCAGCGGCAGCACCAGGCAUGUCCUCAGCUUUAGGUGAGGGCCUCUCGACGGCUGGUGCAGGAUACGACAGUGGGUCGGAUGCCGCCGCCGCCGGCAGCGCGCGCCAGCAGCGGCAAACCACUGACGGCGACGUGCUAGAUGGCAACGGCGGUGCCGCCACCGGCGUCGACGACAUCGUGGUCCAUGCACUCCUAGAAGCAUCGCUGCAGCACGCCUCCCUGUAUGCCGCACGGCACGCAGUACUGUUGUUGUUGGGCCUUGUGUACGACACUCUGGACAGCUGGGAGCAUGCCGCCGCGGUGACGAAUCGUCGACACGUGCUUGAGGGUUCCGACUCCGAGGCCAACGGCAACGGCGACGGCGACGGGGACGUGUUUGCGCCUGGCAUAUUGGACGAGCAGACGCUGCGCCUGGUGGGCUCCCCUCCGGACAUUGCUGCAACUGCCGCCGCCGCCGCCGCCGCCGCCAGGCUUGGAGUCCCGCCCUGGUCCCCUGCUGGCGCUCACCGGGCUUCCGGCGCAGCCAGCGCAGCCGCCGGCGACCUCGGCGCAGCGACCGCCAGUGGUACGGCGCCACAUGAGCUCGAGUACGGCAUGUGGCCGCAUGACGCCGACGAAGAAGAUCGCGACGGCGCCGAGGGUUGGUCCGGCGGACCGGACCUUCUUUACCACUACCAUUACGAUGUCCCACACCACUACUCAAGGCGCCAUACGAGCAAGCAGCGGGCUGGAAGGGCUGUGGCAGGGAGGUCAGAGUCUAAGGGCAGCGGAGAUGCGACCGGGGCAGGCGGCGCAGGCGGCGCAGCUCUGGGCGAUUGGCUGGGGGUGCCCCUGUGGCCCGCGUGGCUGCCCCUUUGCUGCCUGACACUGCGGGUGGGCAAGGCGGCUGCAGUGGUCUACACGGACACGCAGGGUUAUGACGUGCCCUUGUUCGAGGCGGCCGUAGCUCCUCUUGAGAUCCAGCUGAAGCUCAGUACGCUGGGCGACGCAGCCGCCGCUGCCGCUGGUGGUCAUGCCGCUAGCGACGGAGACGCGGACGUCAACGCGGACACUGCGGCGGCGGCGGCGGCGGUGGCCCCUGACAAUGGCAGCCUGCCAACACCGUUCAUGCGGUCGUUCAUCCCAAAGAAAGCUGAGAACGACAAUGCCAACGUGCGCUUCGCCACCACAACACAGCCUGCGUAUGUACGACACCGAGCCGCGGCGGGCGCAGCCGCGGCGUCGGGGACAACAGGCGGCGGUGGCGGCGGCGGCGGCAGUGGCGGCCCCACAUUCGGCCUGCUGCACCGGCGGAACAGCAACCGCCGCCACCACGGCCGCGGCGGCCUGAGCUUGCCUGACGGCAGCGCUGGCGGCAGCACCGUCGCCACCGCCCGGCCGCCGCCACCGUUGUGGGUUUCCUCACUACAUGUGGUACUGGAUGCACGUUUGCAGCUGGAUGUCUACAACCUGGAUAAGCUGGGAUGGGAGCCUGUAUUGGAGCCGUGGAGCUUGCAGGUGUUGUACAUGGCCCGACAACCUGCCGCCGCGGCGCCUCGGUAUCCCCCACGACCUGCCGCCGGGGCACCACCGUCAUCUGCAGCGCUGUCGUCGCCGGCUCCGCCACCGCCGCGACACUCCAUCAGCAUCACCACCGACACCCUGCUCGAGGCAACUCUCUCCCCGGGACUGAUCCCCGCAGCGCUGGCUGCGUUGCACCUGGCGGAAGAGCUCCAAGGUGCCAUGACCGACCCCAGCACCGUAUCCACCGCCGGCGCCGUCCCAACAGCCGCUACCCACCCCGGCUGGAGGUCGGCAUCGCCGGCCGCAUCCCCUAAAAAUGUCGUUCCGGAAGUCGGACAGGAGCCACCACUGGGCCGCCAUGGGGUUGCAGAGCCGCCGUUGACGAUCGCCGGCCGGGUUGGCGACGGUGGGCCGCACGUGCCAAGUGACCCAUGGGUCCGUGACCCAGCUGCCACGGCCUUGCGUCACCUAGGGCAGCUGCCCAGGCCCGAUGCGCUGCCGCGCCUGUGGCUCCAGAACCAUCUGGGCCAGCCCGUCAGCUUCGUGACGCUGGAGCAGCGGCGGCCGCGCGCGUCGUUCCUGGCGGCUGUGGGGGCGCUGGGCGCUGUGGAUGGUGUGGUGACCCAUGGGUCUCUGGUAGUGGUGGACUCGUUGCGGCAUGCGGGCCGCCGCUUUGCGGGUCGUCACGUGGCGGGCCUUCCCCACCACCUCCACCACCACCACGAUCACCAGGGCUUCCAUCACCACCAUCACCACCACCAUCCUAGCAGCAGCAGCGCCAAGAUUAACGGCAAGUUUCAGCAGUGCAGUCCGCAAGAUGGUAAAAUGGAAAUGCUAGCGGCAGACGGCAGCGGCCAUGCCGAAGACACGGAUUACAACAUGGCGCUCUCAUCAUCACACCUGCGCACCACCAGGUGCUCGGAGGGCGCUCCCGCCGCUUCCGUGAGCUUCAGCGGUGAGCUGAGCAGACUGGCAAGGGCUGGCGACGGCGACGGCGACGGCGGAGGCGGAGGCGGCAACGACACCAGCGGAGGCGGAGGCGGAGGUAGGAUACUGUACUUUCGAUUGUACGGCGGCAGUACAUGGCUGGGUCCCAUCUCGUGCAACGCGUCGCCGUCGUCCCGGUACUACUUCUCACUCCCACCCGCUGCCGCCAGGCUGGCGGGGACGGUGGCGUCGCCGCCGCCAGGGCUAAGGCUAGUGUGUGACAUCCGGCCGCACCACCUGUGCAGUAGACGGCUGGAGUUGCGCUCCAACGUGCGACUGCGCAACGAGAGCGGUCUGUGGCUGUCUGUAUCUGACUGGGCUGUGGUGGCGGAGGCCUCUGCCGGCGGCAGCGGCGGCGGCGGCGGCGGCGGCCAGGUGCUUCAGCACACGUUGCCUCCGGGUGGCAGCACCUGGCUAUCAACUGGCCUAUUGCAGCAGAGCCCCGCGGUGCUUGCCGUACGCACCGCACCGCCGCCAGCGUUUGCCAGCGGCAACAUCCCCGUCGUCGAGGAGGGUCUCGUCGUCUCAACAGCGGGAGGCGUCGCUUUUGGCGAUGAACCCGCAACGCGGUUCCGGAGCUGCGGCGGCGGCCCCGCCGCCGCCGAAACCGCGGAGCGGCACGCGCCAUUGAAACGGCUUGGUGCCACCUUCCGCGGCGCCAAGGUCCAGAACGCCUCCCCCUGGAGUGACUGGAGUAACCCGAUUGACCUGACUUCCAUGCUGUUCGACGCGGUGGCGCAAGGCCUGGACGGUGCCGCCGCCAGCGGCGCCGCUGCCGCGGGCCGCGUGGGAGUCGCGCGGCGGUUGUACUGCACGCUGCCGACAACGAAGACAUACAGAUUGCCGACGAGCGAUGCGGCCUCCGCCAUGCCAAUGCUUGAAAAGGUUCAUAAAUCCUCCGUCCCGGCCUCCGCCGCCGCCAUCUCCGUAGAGGAGGGGCGGAUGUGCCACUUGAUCGUCCACCUAGCGCCUGCGGCAUCAGGUGCCGGCCGCGGCCGCGGCGGCGGCGGCGAUGGCGGCGCUGCUUCACGACGGCUUGAAUGGGAGCUCGUGCUGAGAGCCCCGGUGGUGUUGCGGAACGACCUGCCGGUGCCAGCACGCUUCGCGUUGCAUGCCUACAGCGGCCUCGGCGGCGGCGCCGUUGCCGCCGCCGCGCCUACCGCCUGCGCCCUGCCUGCACCCGAGCUGCGUGAGUCCCUCCACGCGCUGUCGUCGCUGCAUCUGCAUACCUUCCCUGCUCACAGGCUGGUCAGCGUUGCCUGCCGGCCGGCGGGAUAUGCGUGGAGCAGCGCCCAGCCGGUGUACGGCAGGCCCGGUGAGAAUGAGCACGACCACGACCACGACGGCGGCGACGGCGGCGGCGGCUUUGAGCCGUUGCAUAUCGGCCUCGAGCCAUUGCCUGGGGCCGGCGACGGCGGCAGCGCCGGGGGGUUAAUGCCGUACUGCGAGCGGGCACUAAUGGUAAGGCCGACGCAGGCGGGCCUGCAGGAUCUGCUGCUGGUUCUCCGCACGUGGCGACACCGACCCACGGGUCAGGUUCAGCUGGAGCUGAGCUGUCCCGUCUGGGUUUACAACUGCACUGGCCUGCCUGUGCAGCUGCGGCCCACGGCGCGGCUGGUGAUACCGCCAGGCCAGCAUGCCCAGGUCGUCAGAGGCAGCGUCGCAGAGCCCAACGCGCCACCGGGCACCGGGUGCGCCGCGCCGGGUGCCCCGUCGCCGGGUUUGGCGCCGGAGUGCUCCGACACCGGCGAGACGGCCUGGGUACCCGCCUGCGUAUCCCUCUGCGGUGCGCCGACCCUGGCAGCGGCGGCUGGGCCCUGUACGUCCCAGCUUGCGGCGCUGCAGGCGGCAGCGGGACUGUUUAUUGCUGCUGCGGCGGGCGCCGGCCGUGGAAUGCAGCCGUACGGCGUUCAUGGCGACAUCGCGGCCAUUGCAAGGGAUGCCAUGGGCGGCUCCGCCGCUGCCGCCGCCGCUGUUGCCUUCACCGCGCGCUCCAGCAGCAGCGCACGUUCGAACUGCUCCAUUGGUGGCCACACCGCGGCCUCCUCGGCACGUAGCGCCGGCGCUGGGGUCCCCGGCUGCGUCGUCCGUGGCGGCGGUAGCGGGUUUGGAAGCACCGGGCUGCUCGCCGCACUGGCGGAUGGAGAAGACCAAGGUGGCGACGACGCUGGCGAUAGCGGUGACGUGAUUUUGGACGGUGGCGGCGCACACCCAUACGGCGCACAUCUAGCAGGUCUGCUGGCGCAGCCAUCUCCACGGCACAGUUACUACGGAGGCAGCGGCGGCGCGACGGGUACGACAGCACCCCCUGGUUACGGUGUCCACGUUGCGGACUUCGCCGCCGCCGGUCGGGCUUCACCUUCGGCGGCUUAUCCCCAUCACCAUCCCCAUCCCCGCCAGCCGCCAGCCGCUAUGGUUAGGCAUCCCAGCUUGGACCGCCUGAACCCUGCCCGUACGGCCGUCAGGUACGACAGGACGCGCUCUGCGGCGGCGCCCUCCUCCGCGCCGUUUGCAAGGAUUGAGUACAGCAACCAGCACAGCAUGUCAUUACAUUGCAGCAGCAGUCGAGCCAGCCGGUCGCAACGCAACACGCAGUCGUCAUACAGAGCCGCUAGCGGCGGCGGCGCCGCCGCCGCCGCCGUCGCCGCUGCACAUCUACAGCUGUCGCUGAACCGGCCGUUAUCACGAAGUCUAUCGUCAACCUGCGCGGGGCACUCGGAUUCGCCGUCCACCUCUGCCGCCGGUGCUAGCGGUGGAGGCGGCUUUGGCACCGUAGACGCCGCCUAUCGGCCGCAGGGGCUACAGCCGUGCAUGUACGGCAGCAUGCCCGUCGGCAUCGGCCAAGUUGAGCUCCGCGUUUGGCCCGGCGGCAGCAGCAGCAACGACUGGUCGCCUCCAAUCUGGCCGGCAAUCGAUGGCUCGCCAGUGCACAUCACGCUGCCAUGCCCACUGCCGGACAGCGACGGCGGCAUUUCCCCCGCUGGCGCGGCGGCAGCAGCAGCAGCAACGGCGGCGGCGGCGGCGGUGGGGGCCGGUGGGAAGGGCACCAGCGGCGGCGGCGGCAGUGGCCCCGGCAAACCCGCCUUCCACGUCGUCGCGCGGUUGAUGCACGCGACGGCGGGGACUGGGGCCGGCGGCAGCGGCGGCGGCAGCGGCGGCGGCGUGCGGUCCGUGGCGUUGCACCUCCGUCCCCGUUACGUAGUACACAAUGGCCUCUCUGCCGCAGUGCAAGUACGGCAGCAAGGCACCUCCCACGCCUCCUCCUUGGGCCCCGGCGAGCGCCGGCCGGUGCACUGGGCGCACAUCGGCCUGCCCCUCAAGCUUCAGAUCCGGAUUCAGAAUCCCGGAUGGACCUGGUCGGGUGGGGUGGCGCUGGAUGCCGUGACGCCGGGCGACUUUCUCCUCAAGCUUGGAAAGAUUCGGCACCGCAACCGGGCGGAGACGCAGCUGGUGCGGCUGGAUGUGAGCCUGAGCGCCGCGGGCACCACGUUGCUUAGCCUGAGCCACCACCACGAUGAUUUCGCGCCGUACAGGAUCGACAACUGCUCGGGUGAGGUGCUGCACGUACAGCAAGUGGGCUGCCUGGACCAGGAGGAUGUCAUCCGACCGUACGCCUGCCUGCCGUACACGUGGGACGAGCACACGGCGCCGCAGCGUGUUUUGGUAUCCUUGCCCGGCCGGCGCCGCCUCGGGGAGUACGAGCUUGAGAAGGUGGGCACGUCCCGGGUCGUGUCAGUGGUGGCUUCACAGACCGCCGUCGCUGGGGAGGAGUGGGAGGUGGAAGUUACAGCGGUGGUAGCGGGCAUUGCGGUUAGCGUGGUUUCGGAGCAAGCUGAGGUGCUGUACGCGCUAGCGCAGGGGCUGCACGGCACGUUGCUGGUGGGCCCGGCCAAAAUCUCGGCCUCGGCGGCUCUGCUACAUGCCCGGUGGGACAACUGCAUGCGGGACGCUGCAUUCCCCAUCGUGGUCUACAGUCCCGUGGGUCGGUCCAUGUUCAACACGGCGGUGUUGCUGCCCGUACCGCCGCCGCCGUCGGCGACUGCGCCGGGAUCUGCCGCAGCUGGUGGCGGCGGCGGCGGCGGCGGCGGCAGUGUGGCCGCCUGGCGGCUAGGAUCCCAGUUUCGGCAAAGUGCGUACGCUAGCCUGACCGCGGCGCCGUUGACGGUCAGUCUCGAGGAAACCCACCUUCGUGAAAUUCUUCGGCUGACGUCGAAAUUCUCUGCCGCCGCCGCAUCGGCGGCUGCGGCGCGUGCUGACGGUGGCGGCGACCAGUGCACGCGGCUCACGGCACCAGCAGCGCCACCGUGGCACGGAGAGCCACAUGUGCCGUACGUGCCUGAUCCGUCACUGCAUCGUCCCACAUCUCCGUCCUUUCACGGCGGCGCUUAUCACGGCGCCGUCAGCACUAGUGCAUCAUCUUACGCUGCCUAUGAGGUUUUGCUUAACGGCUUCCCUUACCAAGGAGCCAGCGGCGGCGGUAGCGGCGGCGGCUUCGCUGUCAGCGCCCAGCGGAGGGUGCACUCCCCCACCGGCGCCGUCGGGGGCCUUUCUCAUCCUGUUGUUGGUGCAGCACCCAGGUCGCCAGGCUCACAGCGCGGCGGCGGCGACGGCGGCGACGGCGGCGGCGGCAACAGCUUCAGCGGUCAUCCGGUAUCCUGCCCUCCUGGCGGUGCGAGAGAACAUCUCUUCGCUGCACCGUCGCGGCCGGGAGGUGGCGGCGGCGGUUGGGCGGGGGCUCGCGCCUCCGCCGCAGGGUUUCACGUCCUGCAGGAUGCACACGACAUGCUCGUACCGGCCCCGCGCAGCCAUCGCAUUUACAUUGAACAGCUGCACAUCGGCGAAAUCCGGAUUUCGGCCUCCUUCUCGCCAGGGCCGUACGGUGGAGGCAGCGCCGCCGCCGCUGCAGCCGCCGCCGUGUUGACGGCCGACGGGGGCGGCGGGUUCCUCGCGGAUGAUGACGUGGAUGCCACCGCCGCCGGCGGCUCUGGAGCUGUUGGCCCGGCGGACAUUGGUUCCGGCGACGGCGAGGACGGCGGCGGCGGCGGCGGCGGCCUUGUGGAUGCUGCCGUACGUUUGGCGGUGUCGCUGGCACACCUUGAGAAUGCCUGGGUGUUGCUACGGCCGCUGGAUAUGCGGUAUGCUUUGAUGCGUAGGGAGGCUCUGGUACAGAACGUGGUUCGCCACUACAUGAGUUGCGCCCUGUUGGAGCUGAUCAAGGUGGUUGGCUCCCUGGACAUAUUCGGGGAUGUGGUCCGGCUGCUGCAGGGCCUGGGGCUGGGGGUGUGGCACCUCAUCAGCAUGCCGGUGGCGGGGGCGCUGCGGGGGGACGUACGGAAGUUCGCUGCGGGGCUGGUUAGCGGCUUGGGAAGCAUGGCCCCGCGACCGGAGAGUGUUCCCGUCACCUUUAUUGCACAUCGCCACCCACCGGGGGCCACUGGGGGCGAAGUGGAGGUCCGCAGCGUUACCUACGCCGCCAGCAACAGCGUCGUCAAGGCCAGUCGCAGGGCUCGUACAACGUUGGCGAACCUAGCUCCGGAGCCCUUGCCGUACCCGGCGAUGGCGGCGGCGGCAGGUGGUGGUAGCAGCGGCAGCGGCAGCGUUGGCUUGCGCGCCGCCAGCGGUGGUCUCGGCGGCGGCGUCGGCGCCGCAUCGCGCAGCGGCAGGGCUACCGCUACCGGGCGAACCGGCGCCGGUAGCAGUGGCGGCGGCAGCGGACAUGUAAUGCCGUACGGCCGCCGCGUCAGCGGCAGCGGCGCGCGGGUGCACGGCUCGACGCCGGGACAGCGCGACCUCUUGUUCUCUACAUGGGAGGGUUAUGCGGCCAUCCUUCAGCGGGUGGCCGCGGAGGCCUCCCGACUGAGCCCCACCGGCACAGCCCGGGAGCUGAUCCUGGGGGGCCUGGGGGCGGUGGCUCUGCCAUCCAUGGCCGUGCUGCAGCUGGUGGAGGUGGCGGCAGCCUCCCUGCGAGCGGCCGUGUCGCCCCACCACGGCUCCGGCUGGGGGUGGGGGUGGGGGCCCGGGGGCCCCCUGGGCGCAGGUCGCGGCGGUGUGCGCUACUGCUGGCUGGAGUCCCUGUGCCGGCUGCUGCUGCGGGAGGUCCGGGGGGGCGUCUUUGCGGAGGAGGUGUACGUGGGGGGAGUGCAGAUCUCCGACUCCAGCUUCGCAGUGGUCACCCUGCAGCACCUGCUGGUGGUGUCCCCCAGGCAGCCAGGCCCCCCGCCAGCGCCCGAGUGGCGCCUAGCCACCCACCCCGCCGACCUGGCCCUCACUCUGGCGCUACCCCUGGAGGGGCUGCAGCACCAGCACCAGCAGUUGCAGUCGACGGCUGAAGUCGCAGCGCAACCCACUGCCGCAGCUACGCGCAAGGUAUCGCAGUCUGCUGGCGGCGGCGGCGGCGGCGGCAACGAUGGCGGGGUUGGCGGCGGCGGCGGCAGUGGAUGGGCUGGGUCGCUGUUCAGGUCGUCUUCCGAGAGCGGGUCGGCUUCACUGCUGUCACUUCGGUAUCGGCAGACGGCACCGGCAGCUACAGCAGUCGCGGCGGCGGCGGCGGGUCCCGUACAUUCCCGCGAGCAUGAGGGAGCCAGCGGCGCCGCCGGGGGCUCCGCUACGUCACUGGGGCCCGCGGGGCCUGGGGGCGGCGGGGGGUUGUCCUCUGGGUCAGGCAGCGGGGUUGCGCUGUCCCCGCCGGAGCCGGUGCGAGGCGGGGUUCAAGCCAUUAGGGGCCAGCGGUAUGUUGGCGGGGUGGGUGGGAUGUCGGCGUCAUUGACGGGCGGCGUUGCGAAGGAGGACGAGGACGAGGAAGAUGAAGCGGCCGGGUGUGGGCUGCCGCCGCAGUCGCCGUGGCUGUGUGUCACCACCCUGGAGGUGACGGCGGAGGCCGACGCAGUGCGACUGGUGUCAUUGCUGGAGGAGGUCCUCUGCGGCGACCUUGGCUCAGAGGUAGGCUGUAGGCUGUAG
Molecule: messenger RNA, 19974 nt
Organism: Volvox carteri f. nagariensis
Lineage: Eukaryota; Viridiplantae; Chlorophyta; Chlorophyceae; Chlamydomonadales; Volvocaceae
Exons: 29
Coding region: 1-19974 (6657 amino acids)
Biological process (GO): protein retention in Golgi apparatus; protein targeting to vacuole
Cellular component (GO): extrinsic component of membrane
Source: RefSeq, a predicted model, not a curated record